GGGCCUGCCCGCGGUGAGCAGAGCCGGGAGGAAUCUGGACUCGCCAGGCCUGGAGAUGGCGGGGAACUGUUCCUGGGAGGCCCAUCCUGGCAGCCGGAGCAAGACGUGUCCCGACGUGAGUGAGGCCCCGGAGCUCUACAGCCGUGGCUUCCUGACCAUUGAGCAGAUCACCAUGCUACCACCGCCCGCCGUCAUGAACUACAUCUUCCUGCUCCUCUGUCUGUGCGGCCUGGUGGGCAACGGGCUGGUCCUCUGGUUUUUCGGCUUCUCCAUCAAGAGGAGCCCCUUCUCUGUCUACUUCCUGCACCUGGCCGGCGCCGACAUCGGCUACCUCUUCAGCAAGGCUGUGUUCUCCAUCCUGAACACGGGCGGCUUCCUGGGCACAUUCGCUGACUACGUCCGCGCCGUGUCCAGGAUCGUGGGACUCUGCACGUUUGUUGCCGGCGUGAGCCUCCUGCCCGCCGUCAGCUCGGAGCGCUGCCUGUCGGUCAUCUGCCCUGUCUGGUACUGGCGCCGUCGGCCCAAGCGCCUGUCGGCUGUGGUGUGCGCCCUGCUCUGGACCUUGUCGCUCCUGGUCACCAGCAUCCACAACUACUUCUGUGUGUUCCUGGCCCACCGGGCCUCUGGUGGGGCCUGCAGGCCCAUGGACGCCUUCCUGGGCAUCCUGCUUUUCCUUAUCUUCUGCCCACUCAUGGUGCUGCCCUGCCUGGUGCUCAUCCUGCACGUGGAAUGCCGGGCCCGGCGGCGCCAGCGCUCUGCCAAGCUCAACCACGUCAUCCUGGCCAUGGUCUCUGUUUUCCUCGUGUCCUCCAUCUACUUAGGGAUCGACUGGUUCCUCUUUUGGGUCUUCCAGAUCCCAGCCCCCUUCCCUGAGUACGUCACCGACCUAUGCAUCUGCAUCCACAGCAGCGCCAAGCCCGUCGUCUACUUCCUGGCCGGAAGGGACAAGUCACAGCGGCUGUGGGAGCCUCUCAGGGUGGUCUUCCAGCGGGCCCUGCGAGACGGCGCCGAGCUGGGGGAGGCCGGGAGCAGCACGCCCAACACGGUCACCAUGGAGAUGCAGUGCCCCUCAGGGAACGCCUCCUGAGAGGCCAGCACCUGGAGGGUGGCAGGGGCUGUGGCCUCCAGAGACCCUCUGCUGCAGGACAGGAGCUGGGCAGCUGCCCCGGUGCCCAAGUGCAAGGAGGAAAGUCUGCUUCCCGCCCCUCACGCUUCCUUCUCCGUGGG
Messenger RNA from Odobenus rosmarus divergens (Pacific walrus), 1227 nucleotides. It is a transcript of the gene MRGPRF, whose product is annotated as MAS-related GPR, member F. Gene Ontology annotation, molecular function: G protein-coupled receptor activity. Bases 56 to 1087 code for a protein of 343 amino acids. Gene Ontology annotation, biological process: G protein-coupled receptor signaling pathway. Lineage: Eukaryota; Metazoa; Chordata; Mammalia; Carnivora; Odobenidae. The transcript has 2 exons. The record is from RefSeq and is a predicted model, not a curated record. Gene Ontology annotation, cellular component: membrane.